Molecule: messenger RNA, 702 nt
Organism: Microdochium trichocladiopsis
Lineage: Eukaryota; Fungi; Ascomycota; Sordariomycetes; Xylariales; Microdochiaceae
Exons: 4
Coding region: 221-682 (153 amino acids)
Source: RefSeq, a predicted model, not a curated record
GGCCGAACUCACCCAUGUACACAAUCAUACAUGUGGACGUAUACGCCGGAAGCCUCUUGCCAAACCGCCAGCACACCUUGGGCCGCAUGACAGGGAGUCCAACUGUAUCCACUGGGGCGCGCACCACUCUUGGCACAAACCAGGUCCUUGAAGCCCGACUCUCGGCACAAGUGUCUGGCUUCCGAUAUAAAGGCAAACCGCUGCUCAGGCCCAUCCGGAGAUGGUCUUCCCCUCCUUCCUCACACUUUGCGGAGCAGACCACAGUAGCACGCGCGACAGAAACACCAACAAGAAUACCACAGGAACACCAACAAGAUCACCAAUAAGAACAACAACUUGUCUCUUUUAUCCUGAAAAAAGCAUCGGGAUGUGCCCGGUUGCGGCAGAGAACGCACACGUGGAUUAUGUUGAACGGGAGCGGCGCUUGGAUCAGUUACAGGAGCAGUUGAUCAAGGAGCAGAACAAGGUGGACGAGGCGCGAGAGCGGUUGAUCGACGAGCAGGAGCGGUUGGACGAGCAGGAGCAGCUGUUGGACGAGCAGGAGCAGCGGUUGAUCGAGAAGCAGGAGCAGUUGGACCAGGAGAAGAAGCGGUUGAAGGAGGAGCAGGAGCUUGAUACACUGACUGCGCGGCUGCAUGCUUUGAGCGAGGGCGGCAAUGUAGAUUGUCGAUUCCGUUUAUGAAACGAGUGAAUACAAGAACG